UUUCUCGCAACUCCAUUUUCCAAUUCAAUAGUGUUGUGUGAAAAAUUGCAUUUCUAACAAGAAAAUUAAUCAACAGUGGUUCAAUCUCCUUCGCACAAUUUAUAUACUUAUCUGAAACGUGCAUCAUAUUGAAAAUAUCCUAAGCCAGCUGCAGUUAUCUCCCUUACACAAGCUCCCUGACCCGAAACAAGAAAGUGUGUUACUUUCACACUGUGUUUCUCCCACAGUGUGGACGAACGUUGUGGCUUCAAGGGCAGAGAAAACAAGCAUGUCAGGACGGCGCACAUCUAGCAGGCUGAAGGCCCUCACAAGGUCCUCGUUGAAGUCCACAGAAAAGUCCACGGAAAAGUUCCCGGCAAAACCGACUCCAUACUCGCGCCCGAGGAGGAAAUGCGAAUCAAAAGAUCCUAAAGGAAAGGCCAAUAAGAAACCUACUGACACAAAGCAUCAGAAGACCUCGAACUCGACGGAACGUAAACCGCCUAGCAAAAAGUCACGUGAUAAACCCCCCAAUCAACCAAUCAUUGCGCCAGGAAGAUCGGAACUAGUAGAAAUUAUUGAAAAUACUCCAGGGUGCCGAUCCGGUAGCAAGAUAACCAUGGAUGUCUUGGUGAUGACACUCGAGGGGGCUACUGUUAUACUGACGUCUGACCAAGAGAACAAGUCUGUGAACGCUUUGUACAGGGAAGCGGGCGAGGAGAGGACGAGUACACUCCCCAUGAAACAAUUUGCAACGAACUUCACUAUCAUCGAGGACAACCUGGUGGCUGCUGGUGUGUGGUGCCAUUUCAAAAUAGUAUUUUUCAAAGUAUUCCCAGAUCUGGAUCUACAGCGCACUAUUGACACAAAAACACGAUACAGCUCUAUUGCAUUCCUGUCUCCAGGAACAUUGGUUGGAAGUCAUGUCCUGGGAAAUUGUGGAGUGGAUGUAAUUGAUAUGACUGGGAAUAUUCUCAGGACAUUUGACAGAAGCCACCUAAACGAACCGUACAGCGUGUGCACCUACAACGGCAACUGUAUAGUGGGAGAUUUAAAGCAUCACGCGAUAACGUGUUUCAACGAAAUGGGGAAUCUGCUGUUUAAGUUCAAACCUAGAGUCGACAAGAAGUUUAUAGGACUGUUGACAGUGAGGGCUCACGGGGGCUACAUCUAUGCUUCUGAUAGAGAGGGCCACAGAGUAGUUCAGCUGACUGUAGAUGGGAAGUUUGUGAGAGAUGUCCUCACCAGAGACGAUGGUAUCGAGGAGCCACAAGGUAUCUGUAUCACUGAUGACAACAUUCUCUAUGUCUCAGUGCUCAAAAGCUACAUCAGAGUGUAUCGUAUUGGAUAAUUUUGUGCUUGCUUAUUUUACCUUUACAAGAUACACAAUUUACCCAUUGAAAAACAAAGCAGCAUGCGGGUUAAUCGCAUUGGAUGACAUUGUGCUCGCAUAUGUGCACCUUUACUAGGUACCGGUUGAGAUACACACCAACAUUCAGAUGUAUCUUAUGGGAUAACGCUGUACAUGUACAAAUACACUUUCACAAGAUACCCAUUGAGAUGCACGGCAACACCUUGGUGUGCAUGCAUGCUUGUUGGAAGAUAUUGUCAACACGCACCAUGUAUAUAUCAUUUACACGGAAUGAACUAUUUUGUCCAUAGUAACUUUACCCUUGAAACCUUUAUCCCUGUGCCUCGCCAAGUCAGUCUGAAUAUUAGAUCGGCCUGAAUAACAGAUAAACAUGUGCAAGUAUGAACGACAGUCAGUGACACUAUUGUUAUUUGUAUAUUUGUUUUGUCCAAUUUGCAUUAUGUGCCCUUACGUUUAGCAGUACCUGCAUGUUUAUGUGUUUUUUAAACAUGUACCAUACCUUCACGAAAGUAACAUAUACCUUUUGUUGUACAGGUAUGAAAAUAGAUCGCGUCAAUCUAUUUGAUACCAAUGGUGGACAAUGAUUAAUUAAAGUACUUAUAGAACUU
Messenger RNA from Haliotis rubra (blacklip abalone), 1959 nucleotides. RefSeq names its product E3 ubiquitin-protein ligase TRIM56-like. The transcript has 4 exons. Bases 269 to 1330 code for a protein of 353 amino acids. The record is from RefSeq and is a predicted model, not a curated record. Lineage: Eukaryota; Metazoa; Mollusca; Gastropoda; Lepetellida; Haliotidae.